AUGAGUUCCAACUACAACCUCAGAAGCGGCGCCAACCCAAACCAAGACCAGCCAGAAGGGAUGGCCGGUGGGAUGGGCGGCGAGCCCGAGUUCCAGCAGUCUCAGUCGCAGGAAAACCCCGAGCUCCAGUCGCAGCAAACAAACCCCCGGAUGCAGUCGCAAACACAACCCGGGAUGCAGUCGCAAACAAACCAGAAGAGCCAGGAGAGUAGCUUCCAGACCUCGGAAUCCACUAAACAGACCUCCAAGAACGAUGUCCAAUGGGGCAAUCAGCCUGGCCAGUUCAGUGCCUCGGAGACGAAUCCAAAGCCAUCUGGAGCGUACCAUAUGACCGGUGACCAGCUCUCUCAUCCUCAGGAGUAG
Aspergillus viridinutans is the source of this 363-nucleotide messenger RNA. RefSeq lists its product as uncharacterized. Bases 1 to 363 code for a protein of 120 amino acids. The record is from RefSeq and is a predicted model, not a curated record. Lineage: Eukaryota; Fungi; Ascomycota; Eurotiomycetes; Eurotiales; Aspergillaceae. The transcript has 2 exons.